This is a messenger RNA of Carassius auratus (goldfish), 3698 nucleotides long. Its product is annotated as ubiquitin-conjugating enzyme E2 Q2-like. Bases 77 to 1219 code for a protein of 380 amino acids. The transcript has 13 exons. Lineage: Eukaryota; Metazoa; Chordata; Actinopteri; Cypriniformes; Cyprinidae. The record is from RefSeq and is a predicted model, not a curated record.
UGGAUCAGCUGCGCGCUCGCAGUAGUCUGUGAGUCCCUUCCCCCCUCGGCCUGGCUGCUGAUGAGAUGAGUGGAAGAUGUCGGUGUCGGGGCUGAAGGCCGAAUUAAAGUUCCUGGAGUCAAUUUUUGACCCAAACCAUGAACGAUUCAGAAUAAUCGACUGGAAGCCUGAUGAACUGAGCUGCCAGUUCAAUGUGACGGGAGAAAAGCUGCUGAUUAUUCACUGCAACAUCACGGAGUCUUACCCUUCAACCCCACCAAUAUGGUUCGUUGAUUCAGAUGACCCAAGUCUGACUGAAGUCCUUGAACGACUGGAGGAUGUAAGAAAAGGCAAUACUUUGCUCCUACAGCAGCUGAAAAGGCUGAUCUGUGAUUUAUGCCGACUCUAUAACCUGCCCCAGCAUCCUGAUGUGGAGAUGCUGGAUCAGCCACUUCCUGCUGGACCCAUCGGUCAAGACAAGAAGCAUGGAACAACAGAUGAAGUGACAUCAGAAGAAGAGGAGGAAGAGGAAAUGGCAGAGCAGGAUAUUGAAGAUCUAGACCACUAUGACAUGAAAGAGGAGGAACCGGUCGAUGGGAAAAAGUCAGAGGACGAUGGCAUCGAGAAAGAGAAUCUGGCCAUUCUGGAGAAAAUCCGAAAAAACCAGAGGCAGGACCACUUGAACGUAAGUGUGCAUUCGGGUGCGGUGUCCGGUUCAGUUCAGGCCUCUGACCGCCUCAUGAAGGAACUCAGGGAGAUCUAUAGAUCACAGAGUUAUAAGACAGGUAUCUAUUCAGUGGAGUUAGUCAAUGAUAGCCUGUAUGAGUGGCAUGUCAAGUUAAGGACGGUUGACCCAGACAGUCCGUUACACAGCGACUUGCAGGUUUUGAAGGAAAAAGAAGACAUGGACUACAUUCUGCUCAAUUUCUCUUAUAAAGAUAACUUUCCUUUUGAUCCUCCCUUUGUACGGGUUGUGUCUCCUGUCCUGUCUGGAGGCUAUGUUCUUGGAGGAGGAGCCUUGUGUAUGGAGCUACUUACAAAACAGGGCUGGAGCAGUGCCUACUCAAUAGAGUCAGUCAUCAUGCAAAUCAAUGCCACCUUAGUCAAAGGGAAAGCCAGAGUGCAGUUCGGAGCAAAUAAGAAUCAAUACAACCUUGCCAGAGCACAACAGUCGUAUAAAUCAUUGGUUCAGAUUCAUGAAAAGAAUGGCUGGUACACACCUCCUAAAGAAGAUGGCUAGGAAACGCAUUGAUCCGCUUGCACACUGCAAACAUGGGAUAUCUGGUCAAACCUUUGCUUUAUUUUACUAAUGUUUUCACAUCUUCAGCUUGAGUAUGAUGCCCCCUCGUGUUAGUGGAAGCCAUUGGGGAAACGUUUGCCCUCUCGCUGUCUGGAAUGCUCAGAAAUUUGCAUCGUCCUUUAUCUUCUGCAAGGCUGGACUUUUUGACCAGAUCCCAUGAUGUCUGGAUUUCUGUCUGUUUCUCAUGCUCUCUCUCUCUCUCUCUCUCUCUCUCUCAUCUAUUGUCUUAUAUACCGAUGGGACAUUCAGAGCCUUGGUACUAAUAAGGCAUCUAACAUGGCGUUUCCGAAUGGUGUGAUCAGAAGUUUUUUUUUUUUUCCUCUCUCUUCUUUUUGUUGCUUCCUCACUUUGACUGGAGCAUGGCUCUGUUCAGGAUUAUUACAUAGAUGGAGAUGCUCAAUGAAGAUGCUGGAUCUGAUCCUCUCUGUCUGCUUUUAAAGGACGUUCUUAUGGCCAUGGACUUUAAAUGGUGGUUUACUGAACUUAAAACAGGAUAUGGAUGCAACUAGAGACAAUGUGAAGACAAUGUGCCACUGCUCUUGUAUCUAUCAAGACUUUUGUUCCCCUCAUGCAUUCUGAGUUAACCUGUACUGGUACAUUCAAUGCUGAUGUUGUCAAAAAAUCGUUACUUGCCACAAUUAUAUGCGUAAGCUUCCUAAGCAACUCUUAUGUUAAUGAUGAUAACUGCAAGGAUGAGAGGAUGGGCGAUUAUACGACCCUAGCCCCAAAUCUCGUUUUUCCAGCUAAUGAUGAAUUCCACUCAGUGGCUGAUCUGACCAAUAAUGGACAAAUGCGAGCUUUGGCUUUGAAAAAGCGAAACAGAACUUGCUGUCGCUCCAUAGUUGAACAGAGCUCCACUUGUAUACUUGUAAAUGGAUUUGAGGAGUCUUAAAUGUGGUGUUUAUGUGAAGUGGGGGAAUUAUCCGAGUUGUUCUCAUGUGAGGACUUGGGGACUCGAAAUGGGGGAAAAGGUUGAUGUUUCUCAAAAUAAAGGGGGUAAUAUCUUAAAAAUUGUAUUUAUGUAAGUGAUAUGAACAUAACGUUUUUGUUCCCACCCUUAAUUGUCAUUUUCAUAAUUUCUGCUCCAUUAAAAAACAGCUGUUACAGAUUGAGACAUUUGAGGUUUACAUUACUAAUGGGCCUCUCAGUACUUAAGAGUUUGCUGUCAGUUUUAUUCCGUGAGCAUCGAUGGAUUAAAAGAGCGCAAAUAAUACUUUUCUCAUAGCACAACACUACAAGACCACGGUCUCUUUCCAAGCCUGAUGGACAAUUGUCACAAAACUCAAGGCGUUGUUUAUUUUACCUCUUGGAUCUGAACGUCCAGUAUAAAGUCUUAAGAAUGGUCAAUGCUUCAAGGUUCAUGGCGAAUGGUGAAAUACACCAUACCUCCCAUCUUUUUUGUCUUUGUUUUGCGGUGUAUUAUAAAAAGUGGCUGUCGAAGACUUCGCAUGUUUCAUUGAAAACUCAGGAAUAUCCAUUCUGUUUGAAAACCUUUUUUCUGUCGGUUUGCUCUACCUAUCCACUUAAAAAACCUUCUCUAGUUCAAAGAAAAUGAUUUUAACAGCUUCCCUUGGUCGCUAUUAAGUAUUUUAAGAUGGGGCUUGGUUUCAUCGUAAGAAGUGUUAAAGAUCAAUGGUGAUUAUAUAACUCUGGCUAUAAAAAUGUUUAUGAUUUCCUUUGUUUACUGAAUUUAUGUGCUCCGUCAAAUGUAACUAAUAUUUUUGUUGUUGUUCCUCAUCCCUCCGACUUCAGCUUUCAGUUGUAAAUAUUCUGGGACAUUUGGGUUUAGUAUUCACACAGAAUGUUGUGAUUGUUCCUCUUGGCUCGUCCUGAGUUUGAACUUCGUCCCAUAACAGGCAGGCUCUUGGAUAUGUGAAUCUUUAAUAUGGAUGCAAAUGUAAUCUUUAACUCCAGUCACAUGUAAAUGUAAUUCAAGAGAGCCACUGCAGCAGGAAUGUCUCGAAUAACUCAAGUAUCUGCUUUGCAAGUUAUUGCUGCUGUCUUGUUUCAGAAAUGUGCUUGGUCUUGGGUUUUCUUUGGUGAGAUUUGAAAAAGCAGACCUCUCUAAAUGGUGUUUCCUCAGAGGUCUAUUCAUCUCAAGAAGUACAUCUGCGUUCGAGUUGCUGAUCUGGGCUUGUCCACAUUGACCAAGGUUUCUGUAACUGAUGAGUCGUUCUUCUGUUUCCUCGUCCGAACAGUAAUGACUUGUUUUUGUUUUUCACCCUGGACGUGAACCUCACCGUAACCAAUAACAGAACUCGUCUCUGGUGCCAUCUCAUGGAAUAGCUCUUGAAGCUCACACUGUUGGCAUGCUUUCUUGUUUUUUUUUGUUAGGCUUUUCCAUUACAAGAGAAUUUUGACCAUGUACAGUAUAUUUGUAAACUUGCAUCAAGUUUAUGAAUAAAGAAUUUUACGAGGA